AUGAAAUGUGUCAAAUACUUGCUAUUUGCUUUUAAUCUUGUUUUUGUGAUUGCAGCAAUUGCAUUAAUUGCUGUUGGAGUUUAUGUUCAGGUCCAACUUCAUGAUUACUUAAGCUUCUUCAGUGGGAAAGUGAAUGCAGCAGCAAUAUUAAUAAUAGUUGUUGGUGCCAUCAUUUUCUUCAUUGCUGGCUUUGGAUGCUGUGGUGCCAUCAAAGAGAACUAUGUCUGCACAAUGGUGUUUGCUGUCCUGUUGGCCGUUAUAUUCAUCUUUGAAUUGGCUGGUGGAAUUGCUGGAUUUGUCAUGCGCAAUGAGCUUCAUGAUGAAGUUAGAGAAAAAAUGAUUGAUGCAGAAGCAAAUUAUUUUUCUCAGGAGGGAGUCAAAAAAUCUUGGGAUGCUGUGCAGACAGAGUUUGAAUGUUGUGGUGUUGAGAAUGCUGAUGAGUGGCUGCCAUACAACCAUAGUUAUCCAGAAUCUUGCUGCAAGACUGCCAAGCCUUGUGUUAAAACUGCCCUUAAUAAGGACCCUUGUCUUGAGAAAUUCCUGGAAUUUGUUCAGAAAAAUAUCAUGAAAAUUGGUGGUGUUGGAAUUGGCUUGGCAUUUAUUCAGAUUGUUGGUAUCAUCUUUGCUUGUUGCUUGGCUCGUGCCAUCCGGAAGGAUUUUCUUUCUUUCUUUCUUUCUUUCUUUCUUUAUUUAUUUAGUCUGCAUUUUUCUGUUUCAUCAAUCUUUCUUUCUUUCCGUUUUUCGUUUCUCUUCACUUUCUUUCUUUCUUUCUUUCUUUCUUUCUUUCUUUCUUUCUUUUUCUUUCUUUCUUUCUUUCUUUCUUUCUUUCAUUUUCUCAUUGAAAUCAAGUAG
This is a messenger RNA of Acanthosepion pharaonis, 852 nucleotides long. The record is from the annotation of a GenBank genome assembly. Lineage: Eukaryota; Metazoa; Mollusca; Cephalopoda; Sepiida; Sepiidae.